AUGGAAUUAUCGUCAUCUGUUAUUACAACCAUCAACAUACCAUCAACAGUUACAAAAUCGUCAAAAUCCAUAUUCCCAAUAUCAUCUUCAUCUCCUUCUCUAUAUCAUCGCCCACGUCUACCUAUAGAUGUACUCCAUGAAAUCAUCGAGAAUUUAGCAAACGAUAAAAAUUCUCUUUAUGCCACUCUUCUCGUAAGUCGUGAUUGGUGUCGUACAACCGUACCUAUUUUAUGGAGAAAUCCUUUCGAACUAUUGCCUACAACCUGGGAUCAAGAUCAAGAUCAAGAUAAAAUACGUUCAUUACUUCGAGUUUACUUUGCAUAUGUGACCGGCGACGAUAUGGCUGCGGUAAAAACUUGGAAUGUCCGGAUACCUAAACUCCGUUCCUCGCCAACAUUUGACUACAUUGCAUUUCUUCAGAAUAUGAACGACCGUCAUGUGAUUACUGCGGUUAAUAUAUUAUUCCCUUACUUGAAUGAAGGAUUUGCUUACCCGAUCGGCCAUAACCGAGUCUGUUAUGCGCUCAUAAAAGAAAUGAUUCGUCGUGCUUCAAAUCUAGCAGAAGUGACUAUUUCGGCACAGCAUUGGGCGAUACUACCAAACGAGCAUAUCGAAGGAUUUUUUGCUAUGCUGGGUGGACAGCACCCAAAAAUUCGUAAAUUGAGAUUUCGACUUCGAAAUUUCGGUUCAUAUUUGUAUCCCGAUGACCAAUUGAAAUACGCUGUUUGUGCGUCAAAUUUAGUUCAUCAAUUGAAAUAUCUCGAAGAAGUGGAAUUCGCAAAUAUAGAUGUAGGAUUAACCGAAAUAUUGGAAACACUUAAAACUCGACCGAAAUCAUUAAUUAAGAUUAAAUUUCGAUAUUGUUGUUUUUACGAUGGUCGACAUGCAAUUCUUAGAGAUUGGGAAUCUUUGGAAGGAUUAGAGGAAUUUCUGUCAGUCGGUUGUCAUCAUUUAGCUUCGAGUGAUCUAGGUUUUCUAGAAGAAAAGAUGAUUGUGAAGGAUAAGAUGGGUUUACGUGUUCAAUUAAUGGGGAAAGACAAAAAUAAUGAAAAUCAAAUAGAAUCUAAAAAAUCUAAAGAAUCUAAAGAUUCUAUUAGGUAUUCGAUCUUCAAAAAAACAAAAACGGCAUCUUUGUAA
Ambispora leptoticha is the source of this 1137-nucleotide messenger RNA. The record is from the annotation of a GenBank genome assembly. NCBI's taxonomy places the organism in Eukaryota, Fungi, Glomeromycota, Glomeromycetes, Archaeosporales, Ambisporaceae.